AGCCAUUUUUAAUCCAGCGGAGAAAAUUUUGCACCGUUCGCAGCACAGACGAAGCACUUUUUGGCGUGGUCCGGGAAAACUUUCGGAAUUUUCGCCGGAAAUCGAAUCGCAAACGCCCGGACGCCCUCGAACCGGAUUCGGGAACACACUGGAGAUAGUCCGUGCGUGUGGUGAAGUAAAUUAGAAACGAGUGUGGUCUCCGCUCUGCAAAGCCAUCCGUAACAUGGAUAGUGACGAUUCCAGACCAGGUUCGUCUGCGUCCAAUAGCUCCGGCUCGGACAGUCCGUCGAGUCCUGGGGUACCUGGCGGUGCCCAAGCUACAGAUCAGGUCGAUGCUGCCGAAGCGCGUGUAUCUCGCUCUCGGUCCCGCUCGCGGUCCCGGUCACGGUCCGGAUCCCGUUCGCGCUCGCGGUCGCGUUCCGGAUCUCGAUCGCGCUCCAACAGCCCGGCAUCGAAAAAGAACAGCCCUCCGUCGAGUCCGAAAAACUACGACGAUGCUCCGUCGCGUUCGAACUCACCAUCGUUCCGGAGUGCGGAAAACUCGCGCAAUUCUAUGCCGCGGAAGUCGCCCCGCAGCCGCAGUGGCUCCCCGGACGGUGGCCGAUACAAUCGGUCUAGGUCGGGUUCGAAGGAAUCGAAUCGGUCGGACACUUCUCCGAAGCGUCAUCGUCACCUGUCACGGCAUUCCAGCGGAUCCAACCUUAGCGAAAAGCUGAAGGGAGAGGAGAUUUCCGACUGUGAGAUGGAAUCCGACCAAGAGGAUAAGGACAAGAGAAGCAACAACGGUAAGUUGGAAGACAGCGAGAUUCCGUCCGGCAACGAUGGAGUAAAGGACACGUUGGACAUGAGCCACGAGGAUCUGAGCGACGUGAGCCUCGAAAGCGAGAAUGAACAGGACAACGAUAAGGACAGUGAGCGGGAGAGUGACAAGGACGAACCGGAAGAAGAGAAAGAACACGUAGGGAAGCAGCGAGCGGAGGAAGAUGAUGAGCCGCCGGCGAGGGAGAAUGAAAAGAUGAAAAUAACUGAUCUUCGCCAAAAGUUGGAGGAAAAGAAGAAUCAACUGCGGAACAUGGAGGAAAAGCAGCAAACGAAUGGAUCUGCUAGAGCUCACGAAAGCCUGCUGGACGCUGAUAUCAUAGAUACGAAAAAUGACGAGGACGCCUUGGACUUCGAAGCAGAGGAAGGUGAAUGUAAUGAUCCGCCGAAGGAGGUGGAGAAAACAGAGACUGGAAAGAUACCAGUCCAAGCCCCUGAAUCCGACAAGAAGAAGCCCUCUGCGGAGGAGUUGGAGGAAGGCGAAGAACUAGAAGAAGGUGAAGUUUCUGAUGAAGAUGAGAAGAGGCCGGAAGAAACGGAACCGAAGCCGGUGUGCCGAUUCUACACUCGAGGUCAGUGUACUUGGGGAAUGAGCUGUCGCUUCUUGCACCCCGGAGUGACGGACAAGGGCAACUACACCAUGUUUGAUAUGGUGCGUCCCGUCCCGAUUCCCCACCAACCUCCUCCGUACGCCGCCCAUCCGGUUGUGUACCAAUCGGACUAUCGCAUUGAACGUCCUCCGAUGCAUCAUAUGGCCCCGCAUCACGCUGUUCCUUAUGGCGCUGCUGCCGGCUUGCCACCACAAGUCAGGCCACAGGAACCUGUAGGCGAAAGUGCCUGGGAACGCGGUCUCCGCACGGCCAAGGAAAUGAUGCGUAAAGCUACCAAACGCAAGGAGCAAGAUAUUGACUUUGAAGACAAAAAAAUGAAUCUUUCUCUAACACAAGAUGAGCUGGAGAAAGAUAACUAUUACACAAGAGGUUCACCCGAGUCCCCUUCGUACGGUGUACGUCCGCCAGUUGCUGCAGCACCUUACGAGUUCAACGCCCCGCCGGCCACCGCUAAAUUUACUCGACCUGGACCCGCCCCCUUCGAGGAGGAUGCCUUCGGUCGCACCCAUCGCUACCGGGAGCUUCCUUCCCACCGGAUGCCUCAGUAUGAGGAUGAGGAUCCAUCCAAGCGCAGAAAUCGUGCCACCCGGGAGGUGAUUGUUCAACGUGCCGACGAAUGGAACGACCCGUGGAUGCGUUCCAAAUCACCCGCAAGGAGAAACGAUCCGCUCGCCGGGAUCGACGCAGCUACAGUAACAGUUCUUCGUACAGCAGUUCGAGCAGCAGCUCCCGAUCCGGGUCCAGUUCGGAUUCGAGCCGUUCGCCGUCACCCAGCACAAGACGUCCCCGGUACGAUAGCCAUCGGUCGAAGGAAAGCGACCGCCACACAACGCACGUCAGGAAGGUUAUCCGGACGCGAUCGCCCAGUGCAAGCCCGAGACGAGUUCGCAAAGUAUCGCCAGUUGUUGCGAAGAAACGUAACGUUUCUCCUGUACCGGAUAAACGGGCAAUUGAGAAAGCAGUAUCCACAAAACGGAAAAAGUCUUCACCGCCGCGCAAAGUUUCCACCGAGAAGCGGAGGCGGCGAUCGAGCUCUUCCGGUUCGGGCUCGUCCGAUUCCAGUGAUUCCGGCUCCGAAAGCUCGUACUCGUCCAGCUCAUCGACGUCGUCUCGGGAAAAGUCUAAGAAAUCCAAGGCGACCGAGAAAUCUUCGAAGACGGCUGCGUCGUCCAAGAAACCUGCUGAGCUGAAGAAGUCCUCAAGCGACUCUAAACCAAGCGCCCAAGUCAUUCCCCCGUCGAGUGCAGCCUUGGAGAAGGCGGCAGCCAGUGCCAGUGCCGCGAAGAAAUCUUCCCGAAGGGAAGAGCUACUUAAGCAAUUGCGUGCUGUGGAGGAAGCCAUCGCCCGAAAGCGAACAAAAAUUUCCUAAAUCUCACUACUCAGCA
Aedes albopictus (Asian tiger mosquito) is the source of this 2815-nucleotide messenger RNA. Its product is annotated as zinc finger CCCH domain-containing protein 18. Gene Ontology annotation, cellular component: precatalytic spliceosome. Gene Ontology annotation, molecular function: metal ion binding; RNA binding. The record is from RefSeq and is a predicted model, not a curated record. Lineage: Eukaryota; Metazoa; Arthropoda; Insecta; Diptera; Culicidae.